CUGCAUCACUGACAGGACGGCUACUCGAGCUGUCUGGCCCGGAUUUGUAUCGGCUGCAUUGGCCCUGUUUAGUUUUCGCACUGCUUCAGUGCACGGCUCACUACAUCUGAUCAGCACAAGAGGGGAGGCGCGGGGGUGGCAGUCAGACAAGAACAGAGGCUAUCAGCCCUCCCUCUUUAAAACACACACACACGCUCAGUCGCUGUGAGAGAGCGGUGUGUGUCAGUGGGAUCUGACCGAGUGUCUGAACACUGCAAGUUAAACAUGGCCAGCCCCAGCUCCAAAGACACCGAAUGGGGAGAAAGCCAGCAGCAAGACUCCGGACCCGGGCCAGCUUUCACCGAAGCUCAGCACUGGAUCGAACAAGUAACAGGCAGAAGUUUUGGUGAUAAGGACUUUCGAACGGGUUUGGAAAAUGGAAUUUUGCUUUGCGAGUUGUUAAAUGCUAUUAAGCCUGGGGCAGUGAAGAAGAUCAAUCGUUUGCCGACUCCCAUUGCGGGACUGGACAAUAUUACAUUAUUUUUGAGAGCAUGUGAAGAGCUUGGACUUAAGGGAUCACAGCUUUUUGACCCGGGUGAUCUUCAAGAUAUGACUAAUAGGGCCACAAUCAAGGUAUCAGAUUUCGGCAGGAAAAUGAAAAAUGUUUUGAUCACUAUUUAUUGGUUAGGAAAAACAGCAAACAGCUGCACAUCCUACAGUGGGCCGACACUGAACCUGAAAGAAUUUGAAGGCUUGUUAUCUCAGAUCCAGAAGGAGAUGGACGAUACAGACAGUCCAAAAAGAAGCAUCCGUGACAGUGGCUACAUUGAUAGCUGGGACUCUGAACGCAGUGACUCCCUGUCACCUCCCAGACAUACCAGGGACGAUUCAUUUGAUAGUCUGGAUUCGUUUGGAUCACGGUCACAGCAGACACCAUCCCCAGAGGUGAUAUUUAGAGGAAGCAGUGACGGUCGUGGCAGUGACUCUGAAUCAGAUGUAACACAGAAGGCACCUGACAUGAAACGAGACGACAUGUCGGUAAGACGGACUUCCUACAGUGAACCCAAGUCAUCCUUGCCAUUUAACCAAUACCUACCCAACAAGAGCAACCAUACAGCCUAUAUGCCAGCACCUCUUCGGAAGAAACGGGCAGAGCGAGGAGAAAAUUAUCGGAAAAGCUGGAGUAACACUACCUCACCUAUAGCAACAGAGCGACCGUUCAGUCAUAGUCACCCAGAGACUAUAGAAGAGGAACAAAAUGAAGAAUUCUAUAAAGAUGAAAAGCUUAGCCAGCCAUCAUCUACAUUUACUGAAGUUCAAGGCAUUGAUGAUACCAAGGCAGCAGUGAAAUGUGAACCAGCUCUUACUGGGGAUGUUGGGAGUCCUAAGAAGCAUUUACAAGUUUGUGUGGCUGAAGACUCAGGGCACAGAGUAUCCAGAGAAGAUGCAAAAUGGGAGAGGAAAGAUGAAGAAGAAAUCAAGAAGUUGAAGAGAAUUCAGAAAGCUGGUAUCACAGUCAUGCCAGCAUCUAAACGAUACUGCAGACAAAAGCGGCAAGAUGAAAGCUGUGGGCAAACCACUCCAGAUAUCAUCCUCCGCAGGGAGAAUGCAUUUUUGACAAGCUAUCAGGACAAUGAGUCAGACUCUGAGGAGGAAGAACAAAAAGUUCCAGAUAUUGAGAAAGACGACCUCGCUUUGAGAAAAGCCCAGGUGCAUCAGUGCAAGUCCAAAGUUGCGGUCAAUCAAUUCUUACCUGGACCAUGCACAAAAAAGGAUAGGGAGCGCUGGGAGAGUAUUAAGCAAUCUGCAAAUGAGGCUGUCAGAGCUUCACAGAGUAAAGAGCAGAAAAUGGACAGCCAAAGUCAUAUUGAAGUUACAGAGAGUGAGUUGAUUGUCCCACAAAAAGCAAGUGUGCUCCUGAAGUCACAGCAGGAGAUUGACUCCAAAGUGGAAGAGAGGCUGAAAGGCCCAGAUAUAGAGCGUGAUGACCUGGCUCGGCGAAAGGCCUUGUUUGGCUUUACUGGUCGACAAAAGCCUCAUACCUUCAGUCCUUCCUCGAUCACAUCAGCUGAUAUGGAAAUGUGGCAGAAGCUUCAGCUCUCCACUGACACCAGUGAGGAGACUUCCAAGCCAAAUAAAAAUGUUUCCGAAGUGAAGCCAAUAUCUGAAAUUGAAGUAGAAAAAACAACGCAAGACAAUCCUUCCUGCCGUAGGGCAAGGAGAAGUUCUUCAGGAAGCUGUCAACGUUCUGUGCAUUUUGGCCCCGUGACGGAGAUAGAUCAGCAAUACUGGGAGAAGCUAAAUAUUGCUGGAGCCAAUCCUGACAGUGAAGCACAGGAAGGGGCAGAUGGCAAUACCAUCGAAACCUACACAUGCCAUCUCUUACCCUCAGUUGCUUCAACAAUUAUCCUCAGUUCUCAGGACAAUGUAAUAAGAGGUGAAUCCCAGGCCACUUCUGGCAGCGAUGUCAAUCUUGAUUCUCAGUCUGAGCUCCCCAGCUGUAAAUCUGAAGAAACUUGCCACAGUGAUACAUGCAUGGCUGAGUAUUUUCGACGAACCCCUUCUCCUGUCCUAGUUGCCCAGACUGUAACUCUCAGUGAAAGCAGUCAGGAUUCCAGUGAUGAAGAUGAUGAUGGGAAGACCCCGGAUCUAGAGAAAGAUGACAUGAUGAGCAGGCGGAUAAAAGCCGCCUCCAAACAGAGCAGUGCUGUCUUUAAUAAAUUCCUCCCAGUCCCCAGUUCACAGCGAACACAGUACAAAGGUGGAAUUCAUAAAGGACCUGAGAAAACUGCAAAGAAAAUGAACAAAUCCAAGGAGGAAUCUCUGGCGACAUACAGUCCUACAGAUGCACUGUCUGAUGAUGCAGGAAGCGUUAGUAUGAAUGAUAUGAGACCUGAAGAAGAUGUUGCAGUCCAGCCCCAUAGUAAAGCUCGCCAUGAGGAACUGCACAACAUUCAUAGCCUACUACGUGAAGACCAGGACAAAUGGCAAGAAGAUCUGGCUCGCUGGAAGAACCGGAGGAGGAGUGCAUCCCAGGAUCUCAUCAAACGGAAGGAGGAACGAGAUAUUGUGGAAAAAAUAAUGAGUGGGGAGCGCAGCUCAGAAAGGCGGAAGAGCAUUAAAACAUAUAGAGAAAUUGUGGAGGAGAAGGAAUGCAGAGAACUUGCUCUCCAAGAAGCGUAUAAAAAUGCAAGGACUCCAGAAGAGGCUGAAGCCAUUUUAAAAAAAUAUUCACAGAGAUUUAUCAUCAGUGAACCUAUUCUUGAAAACCUUGUGAUGCCAAAAUUCCUGGAGAGAAGUCGAUCUGUGGAUUCUGAGGCUCCAUCCUCACCAACAAAAGAUCCUAAUUCACUGAAGUACUUACGACAACAAUCACUGCCUAUCCAAAAAUAUACUGCCACUGUUGAAGCAAUGAUCAUUCCCAGCAGCCAGUCCCAGAAGAACGUUUCUGCAACAGUAACAUCCCCAACCAGAACUGUUGCCUGUAAGGCAGUGCCUAUGUUGACCCCCAAGCCUUAUUCACAACCAAAAGAUUCACAAACUGUGCUGAAAUCAUUUAAGAAGGAUGGGAAAAUUAGAAUAAAUGGAGACACCAGCCCAACAUUCACCAGAGUUGAAGAGAGGGAGCCCACAUCUGCAAUAUCUUCCUCAUCCUUUACAUCAUCACAGAUGUUUGAAAGUGUGACAAGUGAGGACACGCCCACAUUACAGUCUCAGAUUGAUUACUGCCACGUUACUGGAGCAGAACAGGAAAUUUCUUCAUCCAUAAAAGAACCAGAAACUGAAGAUACAGGGCAAGAGGAACGAACUGAGAUGCCAAUCACCACUGGCACCAGUCAACAAUCAAACACAGAAGAAGAAUUUGAUUUAAAAUCUUGCUGCAAUAAGACUGCAACAGCGACAAUAAAAGAUGCAACACAAGAAGAAGAUCAGCCUUGGAACUUGGAAACAUCGACACUGCACAUUGCCCUGUCAAAUAAUGUAGGAUCAGGAACAAAGAACACAGUUGAUUGCAAAAUUCUAAUGACUGAUGAAGCCUGUUUAACUCCUGAGAAAGACAAGCCCAGUGAAAGUGUGCAGAUACAACUCCAACAAGAGACAUUAAAAUCAGAGACACUUCAACAUGGUGAAAGAGGAGAUGUAUUUGAUUCCACUCAGAGGAUAAGUGAAGUGGAGGAAGAGACUAUAGAGGACAGUCAGCCUGUUGAUGGUAUUAAUCAUCAAGAAUCACCUAACACUGCCAGUGUUCCGGUCACAGUUCGGAACUCUUGGCGACGCUCAGAGUUUUUCUCUCAGCCAGCAGAAGUGAAAAACAGUGAAAAUGUAAAUAUCCCAGUUGCUCCUUUAAAUCUCCCUAAACGUUUUGACUGCUGGUAUUGGGAUCCAGAAGAAGAACGCAAGCGUCAGGAAAGAUGGCAGAAAGAGCAGGAACGCUUGCUCCAGGAAAGGUACAGAAAGGAGCAAGAAAAACUCCGCCAGGAAUGGGAAAAAGCACAAAGAGAGGUUGAGGAAGAGGAACGCAGAUAUCAUGAAGAGGAACGUAAAAUCAUUCAGGAAACAGUGCCACCCCUGACUCCACGAUCACCAGCAUUGCCUAUCAGUCAUCCCAAUGAGUGGAUCUGCCCGUCAAAAACUGAGGGAGACUCUCAUUCUGAGCUCAUUGAGGAUUCCUCCAUGCACCUGGAGAACAGGAAUGUCCAAUUGCAGAAAGAUGCACAAAUGGUAGAAGCAGAGAGUUGGCAAGCAGAAGAUAAGGGACAAAUGCAAGCAGAAGAGGAGCAACAAAAACAGCUGUGGGAACCAGCAGAGUCACAGACCCUUAAAAAGGAUGAGACGGAACAACAGGACAACUGGGAUGAAACUUGGAAGAACAAACUGGAGACACAGCACUGGCAGGAGAGUACACAACCAGAACCUGAAGAGCAAAAGUUGAAUGCCCAAUCUGAAAUACACACUUUACAAAUGGAUGAAGAGACCAUUCGUGAAAGACAGAACCAGGCAGACUGGCAAAUACCUUUUGCAGAUCAGGAGAAACUACCAGCUCAAGCUGCGGGAUCCCCAGUAUUUGCCAGCAGAUCAUGGAAUGCACAGGAACUUCCUUCGUUCCUUGAAAUUCCAAGAAAGCAACAACAAGGAGAUGUAGUAAAGACUGGGUCUCUGGACAGAAGCUGGGCUCUUCAGUCUAAUACAAUGGAAAGAAAAAACUGGUCGGGAUCUCAUGAAAACUUACAGUCAGGCCAAUCUCUGCCACUCCCACACUCAUCUCUUCAACUUCAGGCACCCAGUAGAUCAAUCAGCGGGAAGAAGUUAUGCUCAACUUGUGGACUUCCUCUUGGAAAAGGUGCAGCCAUGAUUAUUGAAACACUCAGUCUAUAUUUCCAUAUUCAGUGUUUCACGUGUGGCAUCUGUAAAGGUCAACUUGGAGAUGCAGCCACUGGGACAGAUGUCCGGAUUCGGAAUGGGCUUCUUAAUUGUAAUGAUUGUUACAUCAGGUCCAGAACUGCUGGACAACCCACUACUUUAUGACUGUGCCACAUGUCAAUCAGCAACAGCAACUGGAUGUUGGGAAGAAUACGGAUGGCCCAUGCUCAACGCUGAUCAUUGUGACGAUUGUUUCAUGGACAAUCGUGGAUAGAAACUGUCAUGCACUGGCUUCCUCAUUAGAAGAGCUAUCAUUUUCCAAAGUAGCUUCUACCUACAUUGUUACUUUGGCAGUCUACGCCUUGGCUCAUUUUCAAACUUAGUGGAACCACCAUUCUUUUUGCUCAGAGUUACAGAAGUAGCAUCCUAAAUUUCCUGUCAAAUAAAAGCUUUUAACUGGAUUCAACACCUAUUUAAUUAAUGUUGUGUGAUAUAUAAUUUAUUUGUUGCCUCUUCCAAUUAAUAAAACACGUUAAAGGUGCAAUGAUUAUUGGAGUAGAUGAAUAAAAAUGGGGACUGAAUCUUGUGAGCUCCACCCAUGACAAGUUUAGUGGUAAGGGAAUGAUGACUUGGUGGAAAGAUGGGAACUUGCUUUCGUCACAACUAAAUCCAUUUACUACCCAUUUCAGGGCCUAAUGCCCCCAGCACUGGCAUAAAACUAGGGUAGGAAAAGGUGGUGAAACCUGUCAAGCUAGGAGCACAACUACCAUACCACAUGUUUGCUUUCAGACUCUGGGGUGUGGGUGAUGCGGUAGAAGAGUGAUGUGUGGAUCCCUCAUUUAAAGGCACUCAGUGCCUGAUUGUGAGAUCUGCUAUCAGCAAUGAGGGCUUUUUGACUCCAUAACACUGCCUUUGCUGUAACCCAUUCUUACCCUGAACCCACUCUCCCCAUCCUCAUUGGUGCUCAGGCUCCCCCUCAAUCCAAGGCCUCCAAUGGGUAGAUCAUGUCAACAGUAGUAUGAGCCCCCAUUGUGCCAGUUCUGAAUGCAGAAGCGCUGCCAGCCUCCGAUUGGCCAGUAGCUGUUGGCCGGUGGGUUACCCACCCCUGGGGUAAAGUACCUGGUUCAGUACCUGGCAGAAGAUCCUCCUAAAAUGACAUGACAUGAGCACCUCAUUGUCUCUCUAACCAAUAGCUAAGAUACUCCCUUGCCUCCACAAGAUUCUGCCCUAUGUUUGUCCCGUAUAGUGGAUAAUACCUGUCGUCUUCCUUUUUCUGGAACUAACUUGAGCCAUCUGUGUAACACUGAGGAGACAUAGAGAUCAUUCUAAACGGAUAGAUUUGCAUUAAUUUUGAUAUUAUAGAUUGCUAAGUAAUAUUGUGUUUGGCAUCUGUAUAAAUGAAUAAUGAGGCAAUAACCAAGUAUUUUGAUACAAGAUUUCACCAGCAUACGUCUGCACGAUUUAGCAAUGAACCAGACAUUGUAUUUCUUUUUGAAAAAAGAAAGUUGAGAUAUUUAUCUUUUAGGGAAAUAAGUGCCCCAGUCUGAGGGAGAUCUCUUCAAUUUGCUGUGUUAGGAAGGACCUGUUUUCAAAUGUGAAUGGCCAAUGGUUCUAACAUUGCAUCAGGUUUUUGCACAUGUUCAUCACAGGCUUCCUCUCAUCUAUUUUUAGCCAGUUGAGCUAAGUUUUUAUAAAGGAGCAUCCAGGUGGAUAUGAUCUUCAAGUUAAUGAUUAAUUAGUAGACUACUAACAGGCUGCAAUUCAUAUUCAAGAUCACAAAAAGAAUUGACUGUUCCACACCUUGUUGAGUUUUUCUGGUACAGCAUUGACCCCAGUCCCUAAGUUUUAUGUUGGCUUGGUACCUGUGGAUUUUUUUUCUUCCAUAAUCUGGUAUAUUUCCUCAGAGUUAAGAUGCGCCAAGAAUUAAUAUAAUAAAAUUCAAGUAACUCAAAUGCAAUAUUCCUGCAUGUAUUCUUACCAUUUGAGCUAUGAAUAUGGCCUAUGGUGCCAUUUUACAUUCUGAAUCUGGCGAGACAACGAUGAGCCACAAGUUUGAACUUUUACAUUUUUGCCUCAAACUAAGUCCAGUGAUUUGUCUAAAGUGCAAGCAUCCCUGUAUGUGGUGAGUACGUGAAGUAAUUAAGGUUACAAAAUAGUAUCAAAUGUUUUGGUGUUUAUUACACCUUUUAUUUUAAAACAUUCUACCUAUUAUGAACCAUUGAAACUCUGAAACAUUUUAAAAAGUGAAGCUUUCCAAGCAGAAAAAGAAUGAUUGCAUUCAGCAAUUUUAAAUCAUCUCUAAAUCUGUCUGAUGGAACAUUCUGCAAAGCUGCUGAGGAAAGCAAUUCUUUUUUUAAAAAAAUACCAUUAGAGAUACCACAGACUUUUCAAAUGUCACUGUUCUUAUUUUGUAGUCAAAUGAGGCUAGCCAAGUAAUCACAACUAGUCUGAGAUUUGCCAUGAUUCCUUGCUUAGCAAUACACUUAUAUUUCAGGCAGAUACCUAUGAAGUGAUGCUGAGGAGAAGGAAAGCACCUAAUUAGCCAGCUACAUAGUUCUUACUUUAAUCAACAGCAAUACAAAGUCAGCUCCAUACUCGCUGAAGCUCUUGAUUUACAUUCAGUAGGAUAAAUGUUAUAGUCCAUAAUCAUUUAACAUGCAAAUAAAUAAAUCCCUUCUUCUCUAGCUCAGCUAUAAUUAUUUCUUGAAGUUACAUGUUUGACAAUUAUUUAUUGAAAUAGAUAAAGCUAUGUUUUGCAUGCUAGUCAAGUCCUUAUGCUGAAGUACUAAGUGAUAAAUGUUUGCUGUAUUUUUAUUUGUAACCAUUUUUGGAUUAACUAGUGGAAGAAUAUUUUAUUUCUUCCACAUUAAAACUGUGCCUUAGAAAAUGCAGGUUGUUGCACAUGGACUGUCAAAGUGUUGAGCAUCUGCAGUGAAUGUGAAAUAAUUGGUAUCCGACUCGAGAGGCAUCUUUAUCAGCUCUCAAGUGAGCUGGGUACAAGUGAUACUGCAAAGGAAAUGACAUGAAGCUGAGGCCUAAUUGAUUUAUCUCAUGUGACCAGUUCAUAUUAAACUGAAGUUUCCUACUCUUCUGCAUGGUUUCAGCAAAGGCUGAUGUUUAUCUUGCAGUCUCUCUUUUGUGUAAAAUAUAUGGUUCAGCACUCAAAAGAUUUUUAAAGAGGACUUUUUACAUAUUCUUGUACAUUGUUUUCUCCUCAGAAAUUAAAGAAGUACAGAGGAAGUAGUAAUGCAUAUAUUGUAGCACAUUGUACCCCUGUUCCAGUAGCCCCAUUUGCAAUUCUCUUCAUCUUAAGAAAAAGUUUAAGUUGUGACAACUUGAACAUGGCAAUAGUCACUAAGCAUUUAAGUGGUAAUAUUGAAACUUUUUACCUGUGCAGUAAACUGUUUCAGUACAGCUUUAUAUUUAAUACAGCGUUAAGCAUUAAUAUUCAAAGCCAAUGAGUAAUAGUACUUAGAAUAUGGGCUGGAUGAUACAGUAAGCAAUAUUGAAAAUGAAUGAUAAACAGGUUUGUAUGAUAUUCAUCUACUAUUUUAAGAAAGUUUUAUGGCUCAGUAGAUAGUGUCCCUUAUAUGUUUUAGAUUCAAGCUCCAUGUCAGGAUUUGAAGGCCAAAAGAGAUGCAUUUGUAGCAUUGACGAGUUGAGUAUCAAUCUGUAAAUCUUUGCAACUCAUCAGUAGCAGGUUAUAAAAGUAGGAAAGAUUCUUGGUCAACUGUGUGAUGAAAAGGAGCCCCUGCCAUCACUAUUCAUAGCCCCAGAGUAAAGCUUGCAUAUAAAAAAUGCAUAAUGCUACAGCAACUCAAACUCCCUAACAGAACUGUAACAUGCUACCUUAAAGACGUUAACUCAUUUAAGACAAAAAGUAGAACAUCAUAAAAUGUAUUGUGCUCAUCAAUGAGCAACAACAGCAAAUUCUCAACUAAAAUGUUAAUAUAGCUAUUUACAGAAGUGAGCCAUAACAGAGGUAAGAACACUUUGGAUUACCAAAAUGCAUAUGAAAAUACAUACUCAAUAACAAAAUAAUCAUUUUUUUCUUUGGAAAAUGACAUUUUGUUUUACAAGAUUCCACUGUAUGUAUGGUUGACUUUUACUGAUUUUGAGGAAGUCCAUACUUGGUUUAUAAAUCAAUAAAACUCUCGUAAAAUACCUGUUCUUGUGAUUACUCUUCUCAUUUUGUCAGCAAGACUUGUCAAUUCAUGCUUGCAUGAUUGGACGCAGUGUCCUUCUAGAAGCAUGUGAUGUAUCUCUGCCAGCGUCUACUAUCAUCUGUGUAGAGAGUUGUUGGGUCUGAUUGUAUGCCACUAACAACCCUUCUCCAAAUCAUACUUAACCAAAUAUGGACUUGGACUGGUGAUUUUUAGAUGAAUAAUUGUAGCUGGGGCUAGUAAAUAAUUGAAGUAGUCUGGUAUAUGCUACAUUCAACUAUUGUGCCACAUGUAUAGUGAUCUGCCUCUUGAAAGAAGAAAUAAAUUGUGUUCAAAUAAUACAACAGCUUUUAUAGUGAAUGUAUGUCGUUUAUAAAUAAAACGUUUAAAAAUAA
Molecule: messenger RNA, 9898 nt
Organism: Stegostoma tigrinum
Lineage: Eukaryota; Metazoa; Chordata; Chondrichthyes; Orectolobiformes; Stegostomatidae
Product: LIM and calponin homology domains-containing protein 1-like
Exons: 33
Coding region: 265-5505 (1746 amino acids)
Biological process (GO): positive regulation of stress fiber assembly; regulation of focal adhesion assembly; actomyosin structure organization
Cellular component (GO): stress fiber
Molecular function (GO): actin binding; myosin II head/neck binding
Source: RefSeq, a predicted model, not a curated record